This is a messenger RNA of Cryptomeria japonica (Japanese cedar), 6895 nucleotides long. RefSeq lists its product as uncharacterized. The coding region runs from base 4494 to 6353 and encodes 619 amino acids. NCBI's taxonomy places the organism in Eukaryota, Viridiplantae, Streptophyta, Pinopsida, Cupressales, Cupressaceae. The transcript is spliced from 7 exons. The record is from RefSeq and is a predicted model, not a curated record.
CAUUCAGUCCUCCAUCAUCAGUUAUGGUAGUUAGAUGCCAAUGCUUAUGUGGGUUUUUAACUGUGUAGUGAAUCAUCUCUUUGAUGAUCAAUUUCAAAGAGAUGAUUUAAUCGAUUGUUAAAACUUACUUGAGAAUUUAAAUAUCAAAUUGAAAAGCUACUCUAGAAACUCCAAUUGCUUAACAAAAUUUGGCCACUGUUUUUUAUUAUGGCUCUAUUGUACUACCAAAAUCAAGGGAACAUUGAUCUAAGUUUUAGUUCAUUGUGGGGGUUUGUUAAGGUGAGGAAGCAUGUGCAUAUAAAUUGCUAUAUUUACUGAUUGGAAGUAAUUUAUUAAACCACCAUAUAUGUGUUCAGUGGGAGUGAUUAUGAUUGAUGCAUGGCACAUUCUAAAUGAUAAGAAAGAAGAUGUAAUACAUCUUUGUUCUUUAAUAUUAUGUUUCCUUAAUAUGUCUUAGCUAAAAAGGAGUACUUGUAAACUAAGGUUGAUGUUGUGGGGAAGAUAUUCAAUUUAGGAACUCUUAAUUGCUUCUAGGAAGAUGCUAUCAACAAGCUCUGAUUGAUCAGAAAGGCCACUUGACAUUUUGCUUUGCUAAACCAUCCAAUUUUUCUUCAAUCUUGAGCCAAAUUUACAUACAACAGAAAUAUAAUUGAUAUUUCUACUCUGUUGAGGUGAUUUUAGCAUUUUUAAUAUAUCCAAUUCAGUUUUAUCUGUACAAAGACAAAAGCAGUGCAAACGAGGAGAGGUGUUUUAUGGAAAUUAUCAGUUUUCAUCUCCUGCGGAAAGAAUUUGCAUUGUUGGUUACAAUUUGAGAUAUAAAAUCUGUUUAAAAUUUGAGAUGGACAAACUAUUGUGGACCUUUUGAUGAUGAACAUUGGAGGAAUGCAAAGUGUAGUCCAUGUGGUUACAACUUUCAACCAAAGACAUUCAUCAAGUUAGGUCUAUAUGCACUAUCAACUUGGUGAACAUACUUCUAAGAAGGAAAAAUGGCAGAAUAAGGUGUUGACAACAUCAGUAUCCUAUACAAACUUAUCUUUUUAGUCCUUAUAAGUUGAUAGGUUCUGAAUCAAUUGUAGGUGCUGCUGGUUUCACUUCACAUAGUCCCAGAAAGCUAUGGGAAUUCUCCUAAGGCUUACCUCCCUCCCACCCCUGCUCAGCCUUCUUGGCAGCCUACACAUGCUUAUCAACAAACCCAAGGGGCCUAUUUUAUUCUCAGCCAGUAUUGCUAUUCCCCUUGUCAGCCCCAAAAGGUUGAUGAUAUGGAUAUUAGUGACAUCAAGAGCAUAUUGCUAGACUUCAAUAAGCAGUUGGAUGAUAUCAAGGGACUACAGGAGUUUGAUUUCCAACAUGAGGAGUUGGCCUAUCAAGCUUGCUAGAACUAACAAGAAAUGGAUAAAUAGAGGAAGCAAAAUGAGGAAUCUCUCGCCAGAGAAUCUGCUACAAAAGAGGAACAAACGAAACAAUUGAUUGCUCAAGUACAAAAACUAGAAGCUCAAUCAGCCUCUUACAUUCUGGACCGGCUAGCAGAGGAGGAGGAAAUCAGGCAAUUGGCAGCUAGGGAGAUGCCUCUUAUGCAAGAGGCCAAGUAAGCCCCUCAAGUCUCUAAAUUUAGAAUUCCAAGUUUCAAGCAGGGAGGCCUUCUGAAUCCUCAAGUAAGCCUCCAAAGUUAAACAUCCCUAGUUUCAGAGGCUCUCAGCCUGUUAUUCCAUAGGAGCAGUCUUCUCAAAAACCUAUUCUACCUUAGGAGACUCAAACUCCUUAUUUUCCUUUGUAAAAAAUAUAAACCUUUUUAGUUCGCUUGUCUUGAUACUAUUUCACUCUUAAAAGGUGGACCUGUUGUUUGGAGGGUUGACUAGUCUAAUGAGACAAGAAUGGAGGAGGUGCACCUCGUUGUUUGUGAGCCCUUUUGUGCCUUAGAAAAUAGAGAAUCAAAUUUGUUGCAAGAAAAGUUUGAAGAUGAUCAACUGCAGCAACAGACCAUCAGGCACAUAGGAAAUGCCAAUGAAGAAGAGGAAUCGGUCCUCUCAUUUGAUGAACUCCCUUGCUUCAUUGAUUAUGAAGAAGAGGGCAUCCCUAUGCCUACAUCUGCAGAUGCCUUGGAGCAAAAAUAAAUCACUCAAAACCUUGACGAGUUGUUGAUCCAUGAUGAUAAACAAGAGGAUGUUGAGGAGCUUGGUGGACAACAUGAGCACGUGGAUAGGUCUUAGGUUGAGGAAGAUCAUGAGGACAGUCUUGUCCUUUGAGAUGAGGAAAUUGACAUGCGUGAUCUGCUAUACAUGAUCAUAGCAGAUGUGAGAGCUUACAUUCUAAGGGAAGAAUCUUGAUGCUUCUCUAGACGAUCACAAGGACUAUUGUGGAGUGAGGAGGAUUCCUGUCAUGGAAGGAAGCAGGGUGGAGAUUGAUGAAUACCUAUUCUGGGAUGAGCUAAGAAAUUUCUUUGCAGGCCUUAACGUCAAGCUAUCAUCUCCUAAGCUAGAGAUUCAGUUUCAACAACUAGAGGAGAUUCCCAUACCAUCAGUUGAGACAUUAGAACCAGCCCCUACUGGCACAAGAGAAAGUUCAAUGUUGAUUUCUUGGACUUGGCACUUUCAAGAGGAUGCUCUAUCAAACAUUUAGCUUAGCUAGAGAUCCGCAAGUCGCCCCAGGUCAUGCUUGCUCCUAAGCAUGAAGAUGAGCAUAAAAGAGAGGAAGAUUUACUUGCCAAUUCACUCUAGGGGGCCACAUUGACAAGCAGGUGAGCUAUUUUGUUCUUAAUCUUUGAGAGGCACUCCAACAGCGUGAUGUAUGCUUAUCAAUUUUACUUUUCUGGUUGGUUGUCCAUGAACAAGAAAAGCAUCUUAAGCUGGUCAAAAAAGGUAGCUACUUUGAUAAGCCAGUCAAUGGCUUUCUUUAAAAUUAUUUCCUUGUUGGCUAGUUUAGGUUAGGUUAAGGUAACUUAGUCACUGUUUUCCAAGAAGUGCUAUUGCAUGCUUUGCAUUUUCCUUAAAAGAAUGUAUGGUUUAGUUUCUUUGUGUUUUUCUUCUAGUGUAGGCUUGCCCAUGUUAUUCUUUCCUAUUCGUUUUGAGGCAUGUCAGUUGUUGCAGUUCCCCUCAUAACUCUAUGCCCAACGGACUGAUAAGGCCCUUGGAUUCCAUGUUUAGUAGACAAACAUCCCACAAAGGUCACCAAAAUGUUGACAUUUGAUGCCAACUAGUAGAACUCUUGCAAAAUUAGGGCUUAUUAUGCAUAUUUGAUAAGGUAUUUUCUUGCCUUAGUCCAAAAACCUUAAGUUUUUUGUGGUCUGGUUGCUUUGUGUUUUAAUUUGAUGUUGACUUAUUGUUACCCAUUCCUAGUCAUUUAAGUUAUGAACGUAAGCAUUUCUAGUCAUUGUGUCACCGACCCCCUUUUUCUAGUGCAACCGUUUAUUGGUGUUUGCCCAUGUGUAUUUCAAGUUUCAACUCCUUUAAGUUAUGCCGAUAGUCCUUAGGAAGUGGUCCCUGCCUUGUCUAGGCAUCAAGUUUUGAUUGUAGCGUGUUGUAGGCUUAUUGUAGGCUCUCAGUCAAUGCUAAUGGGAAUGCUUGUGAUGAUGCAAAACUUGGACAAGUGCCCUAGGCCUACCAAUAUGCCCAGGCUUGUUCCAACAAAGGCUUCAAAUAGUCGGUCCACAUAGCAAUUUAUUGCUCACUCUAGGAUUAUCACGAGAUAUAAAAGGAUAGAACUAGCUACGAUUGUGAUGGUACAAUUAGAUGAAAUUUGUCCCUCUUGCUUAGAAGAAGUUGCCGGCUACGUGGGAUCCAUAAUGAUGACUUCUAAAGUGGUUCGCUGCUUGGCAACACCUGAUUGCUCAAUAGCUCUUAUCUAAGUCACCAGGUUCGGCCGAAUUUCAUCCUUGAAGUUCGAAAUUCGUCGAACUUCAAAAAAAAAAAAAAAAAAUUCGUUGAAAUUUGCCGAAUUUCAAAAAAAAAAAUUUUUAAUUUUUUUUUUUAAUAAAUUUUUGGCCUCCUUCUUCUGUUAAUAUUUUUUAAACACAUCUUCUUUUCUUUUAUUAAAACCCAUUAACCCGUUCUUUCUUCAGGAUAUUUAUGUCUGUUAGAACCAGAGUUCCCAGACUCGUCGCGAGUCAGGCGAGUUCGCCGAGUUGGCGAGUCGAGCCAAGCUCGGCGAGUUUUACUGACUCGCGGCUCGGACUCGGCUGCGCGAAUGGGCAAUUUCGAUUUUAAAAAACAAAAAAAAUAAAAGCUUUUUCAUUUGUUUUUUUUAACUUUCUCUUUCAUAUAACCCUAAAAGGUCUUCUAAUUGUUAGUUGUGAGAAGAAGAGAGGAAAAGUGAGAGAGAGGAAGGAAAACAAGAGGCCAUAGGUUUGCAACCAGCAAGGAAGAAGAGCAUCAAGGAGACCACAAAUCACACUGGGGAGGCCAUAGGCUUGCAUUGAGAGCAUCAAGGAGUCCAAAGCAAGACUUCUCAACUCAUUUGAAAGAGCAGCCUUCACGUUUAAAAAACAUUCAUUUUUCACAAUGCCUAAAAAGGAUGAGGCUUGGAAAUAUACUGAAGACUUCAUUGGCAGACAAAAAAAUCAAGCAAAAUGUUUUUUUUGUAAAGAAAUUAAUUUUGGUCGCAUCAAUAGAUUUAAAUACCAUAUUGCCGGCAUACCUGGCCAUGAUAUUGAGGUAUGCAAAUUACAAACUCCCGAGGCAAAACGUUUCUGUUAUGUCCAAUUAGAAACACAUGAACAAGAAAAGUUAACUAAGAAGAGGCAAUUGGAAGAGUUAAGUGCUAUUGGCUCCCAUGCACUCACAUCCGCAUCCGCAUCUGCAUCCGCAUCCGCAUCCACAUCCGUAGGCUGUGUUGGAGAGGGUUCUUCCAUGCCUCCCUUUCGCCCUAGUGCUUCUGCUAGUGCUAGUGCUUCUACUUCUACUCCUCCUAGUGGCACUAUUACCUUUGGCCCUAGAGUUCGGAAAUCUAGGUUGGAUAGUUAUUUUGUGCCGCGUAGUACUCCUGGGGCACAACCCUCGCUUGAGAGCAUGGGUUGGAACAAGGAGGUUCAUGAUGCUGCAAGAAAACAAAUUUGCAAGUUUUGGUACUUUUGCAACAUUCCAUUUAUUGCAGCCAGGUCUCCUUAUUGGCAAGGCAUGGUAGAUUCCAUAACCAUUUGUGGUGCGGGGUUUAAAGCCCCUACCGAUGCUGAGUUAAGUGGCCCCCUCUUGUUACAAAUGGUUGAGGAUAUGAAAGUUGAGCUAGAGGACCACCGACAGUCUUGGAGCCAAAAGGGUUGCACCAUCAUGACAGAUGGUUGGACGGAAUGGAGGAAUAGAACACUCCUAAAUUUUCUUGUUUCCUGCGGAGGAUCCACCAUGUUCUUGAAGUCUAUUGAUGCUUCCUCACAUGUGAAAAAUGCCACAUACUUAUGUGAGGCUAUUGAGGAAGUCAUACAAGAGGUGGGGGAAGAAAAUGUGGUGCAAGUGGUGACAGAUAAUGCAGCAAGUUAUGUUGUUGCAGGUAAACUUUUGAUGGAGAGGCACUCGAAAUUUUUUUGGUCUCCUUGUGCGGCCCAUUGCCUUGACCUCAUGUUGGAGGAUAUUGGUAAGCUUGAAUGGGUGAAAUCAAUAGUUGAAAGGGCCAAAAAUAUCAGCAAGUUUAUCUACAAUCAUGCAUUGGUCCUUACCAUUAUGAGGCGAUACACGGGGCAAAAGCAGUUGGCUCGUCCUGGUAUCACGAGGUUUGCCUCAAACUUCCUCACACUGAAAUCCUUGAUAAAAUCAAAGGCGGCUUUGAGGCGUAUGUUUGUUGGUGAGGAGUGGACUUCCUCAUCCUAUGCUACGACCACUACAGGGAUAGAUGUGUUGAAUUGCAUUUUUGAUGAGCCAGGUUUUUGGACCCCCUGUGGAGAAAUCGUGCAGGUCACUGAGCCCCUCGUAGUUCUCUUACGAGUUGUUGAUGGGGAGAAGCCCUCUAUGGGCUAUAUAUAUGAGGGUAUGGAUAGGGCCAAGGAGGCCAUUAGGUCCAUAUAUGCAGGAGAUGAGGAUAAGUAUGGCCCCAUUUGGGAGAUUAUUGAUAGGAGAUGGCAGAACCAGCUUCACAGGCCCAUCCAUGCAGCAGCCUAUUACCUCAAUCCGGCAUUUCGAUUCCGUGAUGACUUCAAGGCGGAUGAGGAGGUUCUUAGUGGCCUGUAUACAGUGGUUCAGAAGUUGUGUACUGAUGGCACAGCCUCAAGUACAACGCUCCAGCUGGAUAAAUAUAAUAAUCGAGAAGGGGCAAUCUUCACAAGCAGCAUGUGCAUAGAGGCUCGAACACAAUCGCAGCCAGAUAGAUGGUGGCAAAUGUUUGGGCCCUCAACCCCAAACCUUCAAAAAAUUGCCAUCCGUAUUUUGAGUUAGCCAUGCAGUGCUUCUGGAUGUGAGUGCAAUUGGUCCAUGUUCGAGCACAUCCACUCGAAGAGGCGUAAUAGAUUGUCUGUGGAGAGGUUGAAUGAUCUUGUUUUUGUUCAUUACAACCUCCAUCUUAGGACCAGACAGAUUUUGGACACUGACUCCUCUCCGAUCACUUUAGCGGAGAUCGAUCCAGAGUCUGAGUGGAUCACUGAGUCUACCGAUCCUGUCUUCACUAAGGAGGACCAUGAGUGGGUUGACCAGGUAGACAGAGAGGCUGAGGCUGUGGCUAUGGCAAAGGAGGAGGAUAGAGCACGAUCCGGCAUAGGCACCUCACAGGCGGAGACUAUGGCUUCUCAGUCAUCCAGGACCUACCUUAGAUGCAUUUGUAGGAGGCAGACGGACUACUCUGAGGCUGAGGAUGAGCUAGAGCCUGAGCCAUAGACUUGUUUUUGUUUAUAGUUAUAUAUAUGUUUGGGAACAUUUGAUGUCAUGGAUUUUAUAUACAUUUGACAACAUUUAUAACUCUAUAUAUCUAUGUUUUCUAUUUC